GCGUUUGUUUACGUUUGCGCGUACCACAUUGCGCAGUUCAAGCUGUAAAUCUCCACAAUCCGCAGAGUCAUCCUUACGAGCACCAGGUCGACCCCAAAGCCCGGACGGAGAUGUCUGACUCGGUUCCAGAUGAGCAGGGAGCAGCUUCGGACCCCCUCGAACCUGAAGCCAUCCACAUAGCUAUAGGAGCGCCCGCUGACGCUAGAGGCUUCACUGUAGGAGGAAACAUGACCGUCGCAGAGCUCAAAGUGGCUCUGACAGAAUGGCUGUCGGCCUCUGCAGAGCAGCUGGAGCUGAUCCACUCCGGACGGGUCCUUAGAGAGUCAGAACUCAUUGGUCACCUUGAGGGACAGGACCGGUGCGUCAGGCUCCAGGUCAUCCAAAGGGUUCAGCUCACUGAAGAUCAGUCCUCAGAAGCAGACAGAUCAGAACUCCCAGCAGCCCCAGAUUCUGACCUGAGCUUUCCCCCGACUCCAACAUCUCCUCUCCAUCAGGGAAAAGUUCGAGAAGUUUGCGACUUGGAGAACAACGAGCCAGGCUUCUGUCCUGCACACCACCAACAGAUGGAUCAACAACAACUUACUGACCAAGAGUUCCGCUGUGAUCCAGUUACGAGUGCAGUCUCCUCAUCUGAAUUGACCCAGCUUCCUCACACGGACCUAGAGAGAAAGAAAAUGAAUCCAUCGUCAAGAUGUGUGUAUUCGGGAGAACAAAAAAGCAAUCCAACCUCCCUCCUCUCCAGUCCCGUCACAAGUGUCAUCGAGGAGCUGACUGUCAUUCCCACUGAGGCUCCAAGCUCCCAGAGCUCUGUUAAUGCAGGUAUGCAAUCCCUGCUGCAGGAGAUCACGGCCAAUCCCAGCUUGAUGGACAGUUUGCUUUCUGGACCGCAUGUUAGCAGCCUUUUAAACUGCCUCAGUCAGUACCCGGACUUGGCAGCACAGAUGUUGCCAAGUCACCCGUUUCUGACAGGAAACCCUCUCUUACAGCAGCAAAUGAAACAGCAGCUUCCUUUAUUUAUGCAACAGAUGCAGAGUCCAGAGCUGCUGGUGUCCAUGUUUAACCCCAAAGCGAUGAAAGCCCUUCUACAGAUCCAACAGGGCCUACAGACUCUGGCUGAAGAAGCCCCCUUCCUCAUACCUGCUGCUUCCUAUGACUCCACCGAUGCUGAUGUUGCUCUCGAGAACCAAUCAGGAAGGAGUCCUCCGGCGGUAGCAGUGGCAGAACAGCAGCAGCAGCAGUUUGUGCACCAGAUGCUACAGUCACUGGCUAAUACUCGGAUCAGUCAAGAGGAGGAGGAUCUUUAGGAGCUAGAGCAGCAGAGCUUUAAAGACAGACCUUCAGUUCCUCACAGCACAGCUGGAGACCGGUACACUGCGACAGAUCUGCUCAGCCUCUGACACACACAUGCACGCACAGGCAGUUCAUAAAUUACCAUACCUAAAUAAACAUGAAGCAUCUUUAGUCACAUAAACAAAAACUUAUUUUAGCCCACAACUCCAACCCAAUGGUAAAUUGAAGGAAGCUUGAAAUUUCUCAUGUCUAGAUGUUUAUUUACAGCUUUAUUACUUUAUGGUGUCCGUCCCUAAUUUCUUUUCCAAUACAAAAAAUAAAAAAACAUAGUUUUUACGACAUAUAGUAUAGACAUAAAAGUAAGAUUGUCUGGAUUUUCUGUGGUUUUUAAUUGAAUAAAAACUCCAGUAAAACAGCAACAAAAAAUAAAUAAAAAUAGAAUAAAAAAACAGUGAUUUUGAUUCAGCUGGGAGACUGACGCACCCCUUCCAGUCAACGUGCUGCUGCAGAAUGAUUCAACAGUCAGAAUUAGGUCAAAUCAUAAUCUUUUUACACUCGUGCAGAGUCUGAAACUGGGAGACAGCUUCACAUUCUGGAAGCUCAGAGUUGAUCUUCUCUCAGUCUCUGGCAAAAGAUGAAGCCAAGAUGGAGACAUGUUAGAUGUUUAAGGAAUGAACAUGGGAAGAAAAAUCAAAGCGUGUAGAGCGUCUAAAGAAAAAUAUGCAACUAAAAAGAUGGUUAAUUCAGAAGUAAGUUUGUAAACAAAUCUCAUCUGUUGCAUAUUUUGCAUCUGUCUAAAUUGCCUUUAUUGGUUUUGGAAUAUGUCUUUCCUUUUACUAUGUGAAUUUCAAAAGAUUUAAGAAUGUAAUUAAAUUGUGUAGUGGUGUAGUGCUCUAUGUUGAACACUAGGUGGUGGCUAAACUGAACUUUUAAGUGCCUCAAGUCAUAUUCUUUGCAUAAAACCAAAUCUGUUUUGAAUGUAAAACUUAGACAAGCUAAUUAAUCAUUUUGUCAGUUUUUCUUUAAUAAUUUAUGGCAAACCUGAUGUAUAUGACUUUACGUUCUCAAUGUCAGAGGUGCACCACAGGUGACAAAUCUCAACCUCUGACAUUUGUAUGCAUGCAUGCGAUCUGCUUGACAACCUGUGAGCGUUUUGUUUGUUGCUGCCAGACUGAGGGGAAGUAAUCUUCAGCAGCAUGUGUGACUGCAUGUGUGAGAUAUGGGAGUAGCUGACGGGGUUUUCUGGAUUAAGAGCUCCAAAAAUAUUCGGGUUGAGGUUUGAAGAUGAGUCACGCUUUGAGAAAAAAAAAAA
Oryzias melastigma (Indian medaka) is the source of this 2602-nucleotide messenger RNA. Its product is annotated as ubiquilin-1. The coding region runs from base 111 to 1304 and encodes 397 amino acids. Gene Ontology annotation, molecular function: polyubiquitin modification-dependent protein binding. The transcript has 10 exons. The record is from RefSeq and is a predicted model, not a curated record. Lineage: Eukaryota; Metazoa; Chordata; Actinopteri; Beloniformes; Adrianichthyidae. Gene Ontology annotation, biological process: ubiquitin-dependent protein catabolic process. Gene Ontology annotation, cellular component: cytosol.